Molecule: messenger RNA, 1501 nt
Organism: Lactuca sativa (garden lettuce)
Lineage: Eukaryota; Viridiplantae; Streptophyta; Magnoliopsida; Asterales; Asteraceae
Product: phosphatidylinositol 3,4,5-trisphosphate 3-phosphatase and protein-tyrosine-phosphatase PTEN1
Biological process (GO): phosphatidylinositol dephosphorylation
Cellular component (GO): cytosol
Molecular function (GO): phosphatidylinositol-3,4,5-trisphosphate 3-phosphatase activity; protein tyrosine phosphatase activity
Source: RefSeq, a predicted model, not a curated record
UUUUCUCCUUCUUGUCUCCUUAAAAUCAAAUAAUUUUGCCCUAGGAAAUGCCUCUUCAACUGGUCCAAGAAUCGUACAGGAAUCUUAUGACGAUUUUUGGACCAAUUCGACCGAUCGUUUAGGGUUUUACAAUUCUGAAUCUCCAAGGAUCCAAAGGUGCCUAGGAAGUAGAGUGUUGUAUACCAAAGAACAAAAAUGGGGUUGAAUUCUACUACAUUGGUGCCAGGAAACACUAAAGAUGAGAAGGCUCUUGCAGCUCAAUAUCAACUAAUGAAUUAUAUGUCGACACAUAUGUUUGUACGUAGAUUGGUGUCUCAAAAGAGAAGGCGGAUGCUUGUUGGUGGAUAUGAUCUUGAUAUGUCUUACAUCACAGAUCGUAUAUUAGCAAUGUCCUUUCCAGCCGAAAGAAUGAGAGCCAUUUAUCGAAAUCCUAUGUGGCAAGUCAAAGAGGUUUUGGAAAUGCGACAUGCUGGACACUACAAGGUGUAUAACUUAUGUAUAGAGCAAGAUUAUGAUCCAUCCCAUUUUAAUGAUCGUGUGGAAAGAUUCCCAUUCGAUGAUAAUCACGUCCCAUCGCUCCCUAUGAUCAAGGAGUUCUGUCAAAGUGUUCAUUCCUGGCUUUCAAGCGACCCAAAAAAUAUAGUUGUCAUUCACUGCAUGGCAGGGAAAGGUCGGACAGGGUUGAUGGUAUCUUCGUACUUGGUUUACAGUGGCUGGUUAGCAGAGGAAGCUCUUCAGGUUUAUGCAGAUAAAAGGACCACAAAUAACCUUGGAGUGACAAUUCCAAGCCAACGACGUUACGUUAAUUACUGGCAGAAAUCUCUUUCGUUUCCGAGCAGCUGUCCGCCGGACGUCAACAUUCCGGAACCAAGUUGCAGAGAGUUUCGACAGAUCCGACUGAUCGACACCAAAAACAUAGAAACAGUCUUCUUCGUUGUGUCACAAAUGCAAGAGGUUUCUGGACAACGAUAUCGUCCAUCCACAGACACUUGCCGGAAUUUCUGUAGAAAAAUUAGAAACGGUGGUCGACACUCUUUCUCCUUUAUCGAGGAAGACGAAGAGGAGACACAGAGUUGCCUCGAUUGCUACUUUGGGAAAACUGUUCAAGUUAAUGGAGAUGUGUGUGUGACAUUCUACGAGAAGAACAUUGGAGGUCGUCUCUUCUAUGCUUGCUUCAAUACUGCUUUUAUCGAAGACAACUCGAUACAUUUUUCGAUAACGGAAUUGGAUAAAGUUGGAAGUAAAGGAAAAUCGAUAGCAGGUCCUGACUUCCGUGUUGAGUUUCUUUUUGGUCCGCCGAACCCUAACCCUAAUGAAUUGUUCUCGGGUCUGACGCUGACCGACGGUAGUGAAGAUAGCGAUUGUGGAGAUGGUUGCAAUUCUAACCGAAAGAAGAAAUGAAGAUGAAAAUUGUGAUGGUUCCCACAAAAAUGUAUAUUUGAGAAUAAUGAUUGGUCAAUAUCGAUGAAAUGUGUAAAUGAAUGGAUUAGGCUUGUGUUUA